CCAAUACGAACUAGGACGCGCUUGUUUCGCUUUGACGUUUGGAGCGGUUUGGAGGGGAUGGGAUACCAAGACCCCAAGACCGGUUUUGAGACAAUGAGGGCCGCCAGUGGUUUCUUGGACGCUCGUGUGAUUCGCCUUAGCAUUCCUGCUUGUUUGAUCGAGACGUCGUCUGAUAUUCAACACCAACAAUGUGGCCUCACAAAGCAUGCCCAGUCGGAUCGAUGCAAACUGAACUGACGCCCAGGUAAACGUGAUAGUCAACGUGAUCGCCAUGAUGUGGUCUCCGAAUGAAGUGACCCGACACUGCAAUGGAUGUCUUAUUAUGAGUUCGUGACAUGGAGCUUCCGAUUCUCCUGGUCUGUGUGCUGACAUCAGUGCAGUGCCUUCAAGUGGGACUGGAGGAUGCCGGACCGGGUACAGUCAUUUUCCGCACGGGUUUGACGGGCGACUGGACAUACUACCUCCACGCAACGUCGCUAUCUGAAGGAUUCUUCACCGUUGACAACCGCAGUGGCGAUGUCGCACUCACGCAAGCGGUGGACUGCACUUCUGUCCGGCGCAAUCCGGUGCCGGUGGAGAUUGGUGCUCGCCGAGCAACAUCUUCGGUGCGCAUCUCUUUGUCUGUGUUGUUCCCAAAUUGCAGUGUGACAGAAGCGCAACGUACACCGGCUGCAACCGUGCAAGUUCGGCUCGGAAACGUCUCGUCCUGCUUCGUCCGGAGCGAACAAAUCGCGCGUCUAACUCAUUUCAUCCCUGGUGUCACAAACUGCAGUGUUACUUUGGUGAACUCCUCGAACACCUGUUGUGCCAUAGAAGGUGAGGAUCUGGUCGCUCGCCAAGAUGUGUGCGUGAACGACGAUGUGCAUGUGCCAUACCAAAUAUCGUGCCGUCCCGAAUUGCACCAGUUGACCGUAGUGUUUAGUGCACCGCGCCGAGAAAAACGGCAUACACUUCAUUUUGACCGCAAUCUGUACGUUGCCAGUGUCCCCGAAGGCAAAGACAGGGGCUAUGUCGUGGAGACCAUAAAGGCAAACGAUGCCGCGGCGUAUUCGCUGCAUGCGGUGCUUGAUGCGCGCAGUCAAGCCAUGUUCCACAUAGAGCCCACUUCAGGGGUUGUAACAACAACGACGGAACUAGACCGUGAGUUUAUGGAUGUGCAUUACCUGCGAGUGGUGGCUGUGGCCCACUCGUCUGUCACUGCUAGUACGACAUUACAGGUAAAUGUAUUAGAUGAGAAUGACCACGAGCCCAUCUUUGAACAGUCCAACUACGAAGCGUCUCUCAGAGAAUCUGUGCCUGUUGGAUAUACCGUACUUACUGUGAGAGCCACUGAUCAGGACAUAGGAGCUAAUGCCCAAAUUGACUAUUCCAUACUGACUGGGGACGGAUCGGCAUUUGGUAUUGAUGCAAAAACUGGGAUUAUUACAACAAAGACGUGGUUAGACAGAGAAAAGACAUCCUUCUACUCUCUGCUUGUGCAAGCAAGUGAUGCUGGAUCUGUUACGGAACGCAAGUCAUCUUCCACAACAGUGCAAAUCACAGUCUUAGAUGUCAAUGAUAACUACCCCCAGUUUUCCGAAAGGUCUUAUUCCGUGAAGGUAUCUGAAGAUAUCAAUUGGUUGAAUCAUCCAGAAAUUGCACGAAUCAGGGCAACAGAUGCUGAUGACAGAUCAAAUGCGGCUCUGAGAUACAGCCUCAUUGGAGGGAACACACAGGGUCAUUUUGCCAUGGACAGUCUGACUGGGUCAGUUACACUGCUUUCUCCACUCGACUAUGAAAGCACAAGAAGCUAUCGGUUGGUGGUUCGUGUCCAAGAUGGCGGAACACCUUCCAGGUCCAACACUACCCAGUUGUUGGUUAAUGUGCUAGACACAAAUGAUAACGACCCAAAAUUCUAUACUUCGUUGUUUCACGAGAGUGUGCCAGAGAACGUGCCCGUGGGACACAGCAUAGUCAGGGUUCAAGCUUAUGACGCUGAUGAUGGCCCCAAUUCUGAAAUCUCUUACGCUAUUUCAUCUUCUGAUGAUCUACCCCUUCGCAUCGAUGACAUCACAGGGUGGAUUGUGACAUCGAGGGAAUUGGACCGUGAAGACAACUCUAACUUCAAUUUUCAGGUGAUUGCUCGUGACCACGGGUCUCCGGCUCGUUCAGCUACUGCGAGCAUCCUUCUACGUGUGCAGGAUGUCAACGACAAUGACCCCGUAUUUGAGCCCAGAGUCUACGAGGCAACCGUGUCUGAGGCUGACCCUCCUGGCACGCCCGUGGUGAGCGUGACAGCAACAGAUAGGGACGAGAACUCGCGUCUCUUGUACCAGAUCACUAGUGGGAACACUCGAGACCGCUUCAGCAUUGUGAGCCACAACCGCCAGGCUGUCAUAUCUGUGGCACAGGCACUCGAUUACAAGCUCGAAAAGUACUUUGCUUUGACCGUCACUGCAACAGAUUCUGGCGGCCGCACAGAUACUGCAACUGUCUACCUCAACAUUAGCGAUGCCAACACUCACCGUCCAAUUUUUGAGAGAACACCUUAUACUGCGAGUGUCCCAGAAGAUGUCCCUGUUGGCACGACUGUGGUGGUUGUUGAAGCCCAAGAUGGGGAUGUGGGCCGAAAUGCUCUCAUUAUGUAUACUUUGGAGGAAGACGUUGAGGAAUUUCGCAUAGAUUCUAGUUCAGGUGCAAUAAUCACUACUCGUCCCUUAGAUCGAGAGAAGACCAGUGGCUACACACUGGUGGUCAUGGCACAGGACAGUGGAAAUCCUCCACUCUCAGACACCACCAACGUCGAGCUGGAGGUUGCAGAUGUAAAUGACAAUGCUCCAGUGUUUCCCGUAGCAGGAUACACGAGUACCAUCAGCGAAGAUGCUCUCAUUGGAACCAGCGUUGUACACGUUUCUGCUGCCGACAAUGAUCUGGGGCUGAACGGACAGAUUCGGUACACCUUUCUUGGAGGGAACGACGGAGGAGGUGCCUUUGGAGUUGAUCCCACGUCGGGCAUCAUCCGUACCAACAGAAUGCUAGACAGAGAAACACUACCUGUUUAUCAUCUGGUAGUUUACGCUGUGGAUCGGGGCUCCCCCGUACAGUCUGCAUCUGUCCCGGUUACGGUGUACGUAGAAGACGUCAAUGACAACCCACCACGGUUUCAAGCUGACCGAAUUCGCUUGUUCAUUCCAGAGAACAGUCCUGUCGGUUCAGUAGUAGGCCAAGUAGAAGCCAAUGACCCUGAUGAGGGCCCUAAUGCCAUAAUUCAGUAUUCCGUAGUCGGAGGCCCAGAUGCUGAAGUCUUUUCUCUAACUGCUCGUCCAGGUGAACCUGCUGAAAUUGUCACCAGGACUGAACUAGACUACGAAUCACCGCACAAGAAGUAUGUCAUUAUCGUCCGUGCGUCAUCGCCUCCAUUGCGGAAUGAUGUUGAAGUAGAGAUCUGGGUUACGGAUGUCAAUGAUAAUGCUCCAGUGCUCAAGGACUUCCGUAUCGUAUUCAACAAUUACCAGCACCACUUUCCCGUCGGUCCUAUUGGGAAGGUCCCUGCGUGGGAUGCUGAUGUGGGUGAUCGCUUACGGUAUCGUUUUGUGUCCGGAAAUAACGCAUACCUGCUCAUCCUCAACGAGACUUCAGGAGACAUAAGCCUUAGCCCUAGCCUCAACUCUAACGUUCAUAUCAAUGCUGACAUGGAGGUGAGUGCUUUUGAUGGCAUCAAUGAAGUGUCCGCUGUCUGCCACCUUUCAGUACGUCUGGUGUCAGAAGCCAUGCUCUUCAGCAGUGUCACGGUGCGACUAGCAAACAUUUCUCGGCAACAGUUCCUCUCUCCUGUUUACGACCAGUUCCUCAGUGGCCUGUCAGCCAUUGUCCCCUCUGCUAGGGAGGACAUAUUUAUCUUCAGCAUUCAGGAUGACGACAAAGUGCUGAAUGUCAGUUUCUCUGUAUCUAAAGGCAGUAACGAAGACGUCUACUUUGCCCCACAGUACCUUCAGGAACGCUUGUACUUGAACCGUGCCAUACUUACCAAGUUGACAGAUGUUGAUGUCUUGCCAUUCGAUGACAACCUGUGCGUCCGUGAGCCGUGUCUUAACUUCGAAGAGUGUCUUUCGGUUCUGAAAUUUGGCAAUGCCUCUACAUUCAUUGCUUCAGAAUCAGUGUUCUUCCGACCUAUUUAUCCGGUGCACACGUUUGCCUGCCGCUGUCCAGAGGGAUUUACUGGAAUGAAGCGAAAGUAUGAUUGCGACAUUGAAGUGAACCUCUGCUAUUCAAGCCCCUGCGGGCAAAACGGCACCUGCAUGCAGAAGGAGGCAGGCUAUGUCUGUCUCUGUCGAGAAGGUUACACAGGAAAGAACUGUGAAACAAAAGUCUGUUCUCAUAACUGCACCACUUGCCCCGAUGAAUCUCAGUGGAGCACCACAAGCUGCCAGUUACGGGCACGCAGUUUUCACUUGGGCUCUUACGUGACGUUCCCAUCCCUGAGACAGCGCCAUCGCUUGCAUAUCAAGCUGAGCUUUGCUACACAGAAGCCAAAUGGACUGCUCCUUUACAACGGCCGUUACAACGACAUGCAUGACUUUCUCGCCCUGGAAAUUGUCGGGGGAGUUGUGAACCUCACCUUUUCUACAGGUAUGACGACGGUUUGGGUGUCCGCGGUUGUCCCUGGUGGGGUGAGCAACGGAAAGUGGCACACUGCAGAGGUCACCUACUACAACCGAACAGCUCAGCUUUCUCUGGACGGCUGUGACCCCAUGCUAGCGCGACGCCUGACAGGCGCCCAUGGACACUGUGCCAACAGCACCACCCUCCAUCUGGAAGAGCGAUGCGCAGACUCGAUGCAGACGUGCUAUCGCUUUCUUGAUCUAACAGGGCCUCUGCAGCUCGGAGGACUUCCCGACCUCUCCACGCACUUUCCUGUCUCCCAUAAGCACUUUGUUGGCUGCAUAAGUGACCUGUACGUAGACAAUACACUCGUUGACCUAAACACAUUUGUGGCGAACAACGCAACCACCCGAGGCUGUCAGGAAAAGCGAGGUUUCUGCCACACGCAGCCUUGUCAAAAUGGUGGCACCUGCGAGGAGGCCUGGAACACAUUCGUGUGCCGUUGCCCACUGGGCUUUGGGGGAAAGGACUGCAGUGAAGGAGUGGAACCUGUUCGUAGGUUUGACGGGAAUGGCUACCUGGUGUUCAAUCCCCUGCUGCGGCCCAUCCAGUUUCCGUGGUCCGCAGGGUUGGCAUUCCGCACAAGAACUCGCUCUGCUCUCCUGCUUCAUGUUCAUGUUGGACAAAGCUCACAGACAUCACUGCAGCUGAAGGAUGGUCACAUCGUGUACAGCAUAGACGGUGAAGAAGUGGUGUUGAAGGAUGUCCGAGUAGAUGACGGCAAGUGGCACAAUGUUGCUGUCAAGUGGAUGGCGGGUGAGGUGCGGCUCACCUUGGACUACGGUCAGCAUGAGGUGUCAAGACAGCUGUCCGUUGCUAUCCAGGGCCUUUAUGUGGGAAAGGUGUCCCUAGGUGGCCUGGAAGAAGGAGGUGAAAAUAGGUUUGAUGGCUGCAUUCAGGAUGUACGCAUCGGCACAAGCAAAGAGGCCUGGUUGCGUCCAGCAGCUGAGGAGAAUGUUCGUGACGGCUGCCAUGUCUCGGAUGCUUGCCUGUCUGGACCCUGUCCACCUCACAGCACCUGUGUUGACACUUGGGGACAGUACGAGUGCCGCUGUGAUAAAGGUUAUGUUGGAGAGCAGUGUGUGCCAGUGUGCAGCCUGCUGCCAUGUCAAGGAGGUGCAACUUGUACAACGUCAGUGCGGGAAGAGUUCCAGUGCAAAUGUGACCCCAGCCACUGGGGGCGCUACUGCCAAGAGGCAAGCACCCAGCCAUGUCCUUUCAACUGGUGGGGUUCCCCUACGUGUGGCCCGUGCCACUGUCCCACGCACAAAGGCUACCAUGCUGAUUGCAACAAAACAACUGGCGAGUGUUUCUGUGAGGUGAAUCAUUUUCAGCCCGAAGAGGGUGAAGAGUGCUUUCCUUGUGACUGCUAUGCUAACGGUUCCUACAGUAAUCGCUGCCAUGAGAGCACUGGCCAGUGCCGCUGUCGCCCUGGGGUGAUCGGCAGGCGAUGUGAUUCCUGUUCUAACCGGUUCGCUGAAGUAACACUUCGGGGAUGCGAAGUCAUCUAUGAUGGAUGUCCACGAUCCUUUAGCCAGGGUGUGUGGUGGGAACGUACGCCAUUCAAUCAGGAAAUCAUUCGCAGCUGUCCCAAAGGCUCUCAAGGAAAAGCCACAAGGUUUUGUGACCAAGAAAAUGGCUGGUUGGAGCCAGACAUGUUUCCCUGCAUCUCAGCUCCAUUCUUGACACUCUCAGAACAACUUCGUGUGGUGGAGCGUGACAAGCUUCCCCUUACAACAUACAGAUCUGUGCAACUGGCUGGACAGCUGCGUAAGGCAUCCAAUGUGUCUUUUCUGUAUGGCACAGACGUGCUGCUAGCGUCACGGCUCUUGCACCACAUCCUCUCCUAUGAAAACCAUCAGGCGGGCCUCAACCUCACCCACCGUCAAGAUCGUGCGUUUAUUCAGAACUUGGUGCACACGGCCAGUUCAAUACUGAACUCUGAUUACGCCAAGCAGUGGGAGCGAGUGUCUGCCACAACUGGUCAGGGUCCUGCACAUCUGCUCAAGAUGUUUGAGAAGUACGGGCACACUCUGGCCAUGAACCGCAAGGACACCUUUACGGAUCCAUUUGAGGUGUCAGCACCAAACAUGGUACUAGGGAUGGACACCAUUUCACCUGCAGAGAUGGAAGGUCCCUAUGUGGAGAGCAACGGGCUGCAAGGUCCCACGGUCAAGAUGCCUAAAUACAACAACUAUGUUCUCCGUAAAGAGGGUCCAGAAAUUUCUUCUGUGUUUUUGUCCUUUGCAUCCCUUGGCAUCACCGAGCAAACUGCACUGACAGGGAGGAGGCCGAACCGUGCUGUAGUCGUGUAUGCUGUCUAUCCCAAUGUGCACAACCUUCUUCCAGCUUCUUAUGACCAAUCUGUCAGGAAACGUUUCGGGGUCCAACUGUCGGUGGCUAGCCCCGUCACAACUGUGGUGGUGCAGCCAGCAAAUAGUAGGAGCCCUGUGAGUCAGCUGCAGGUUCGCUUCCAGUUUCCCCGCAAGCCCGAGGGCCAGCAGCCACAGUGUGUCUUUUGGAUGUUCUCUGCCAGUGGCAAUGGCAAGUGGUCCACCCGUGGCUGCAAAGUGGAAGCAGACGACGGCCACCACGUCAACUGCUCCUGUGAUCACCUCAGCAGCUUUACAGUCCUCACUGACCUUGUUAGCAGAGAGCACUUGGUUGAAGUGGGCAUGGUAGAAGAUAUACUUUCAUGGGUGGGGCUACUGUGGGCCCUCAUAAUGCUGCUGCUCACAUGGCUGGUGCUGAGUGUUCUGCGCGGAGCCUCCACAAACUCCAAUUCUAUUCACCGCAACCUCGUGGGGUGCCUUUUUGCCGCCCUGCUUCUUUUCCUGCUUGCCCUCAAGCUGAGAGCGCUUCUGCUGCACUAUGAGUUUCCAUGCAAGCUGCUGGCGAUCUUCCUGCACUACACCUUCCUGUGUGUCUUCUCAUGGCUGACACUGGAUGCAAUUCACUUGUAUCGAAUGUUGACAGAAAUGAAGGACGUCAACCAUGGGCACAUGCGCUUCUACUAUUCUCUCGGCUAUGGAGCCCCUGCCAUUGUGAUGGGUCUGGCAGUCGGUGUCAGAGCUGACCACUACGCUACACACAACUUCUGCUGGUUGUCCAUGUAUGAAAACAUUGUGUGGAGUAUGGUUGGACCCAUCUGCGCAGUUGUUCUGGUCACCCUAAUAGUGUUCUUUCUGUCCAUUCGGGCCAGUGUUCAGAUUAAGGACACAGUCAUGGGCUUUGGAAACCUCAGGGUUCUGCUGUGGGUGGGUAUGCUGCUGCUUCCCCUGGUGGGCAGCUGCUGGACCUUGGCCUUGCUGUCAGUGAGUGAGGAGCCUCCUACGCUUCGCCAUGCCUUUCCCAUUAUUGCAGCCAUUACUGGGGUCUUCGUUUUUCUUGGAUACUGUGUCUUGAACCAGAGAGUGCGGCAGCACUUGUCCCAUCUCUGCGCAAGGAUUCGAGGGAAGAAAAUGCCACGCAACGAAAGUGCACAAAGGGCAUCCAUGAUCUCUAGGUCAGCACUGGCUUACCACAAUUCAGAAUUUGACAUCCUGCACCGUACUGUCGGCAUUUCAACUUCAUCUACGACAAGCCGGUCAACUGCGAAGACCUCAAGCAGUCCCUGGAAUAGCAACAUAAAGCUGCACCCAAGGAGAGUUCGUGAUGAUCCAGACACUGGAGAAAGAGCCCGCAAACACAGGUCCGAGUCUGAUUCUGAAAUGUCACUGGACCAUGCAUCCCUCGACUUGGCCUCUAGCCACACGUCAGAUGAGGAGGAAUCAAAAGUGUCAUGGGUGACACCUCAGCAGGCCUCUGUUGUGCCCCCUCUUGGGUUGCCAUCUGUCUGCACAAAUGUGCCCGUUGCCCCCAAAACCUUGGAGGAGAAGUCCCUGUGGGGACUGCCUCCUAAACCCCUCCCUUGGACUGAACAAUGCAACAACUUGGAUCAACCGACAAAAGGCAAAGAGGGGUCUUGUCACAAGCCCAACAUGCCUGCCAUUGCAGUUUCCGAAUCCGAGGACAGCAAUGACACAUCUGUAUAAAGAUCAGACUCCUGUACAUAGUCAUCUGCAAUGAAGUCAGCACCGCCUCCUGGGCCUGCGGUCAACCCUCUUUGGCCUGCGCUUUUGUUGUAGCUGCUGCUCCACAAGAUCUGCCAGCUUACCCUGUUCCGCCAGCAUGGAUAAGAACGUGCAGAUGAACUGGUCGUAAUUGUGAGCCCUUCGGCAGUCGUCUAUCUGCAAUGGCGCAAGUUAUUACUUAGAAACAGGAGGCUGUUGACAGUGGAACAUCAUGCUCCUACAAGAGCAAAGCAUGGAUUUGUGGAGUCCAUCUUCAAUAAAACCUCCAUAACUUUGA
Messenger RNA from Ornithodoros turicata, 8991 nucleotides. It is a transcript of the gene stan, whose product is annotated as protocadherin-like wing polarity protein stan. The record is from RefSeq and is a predicted model, not a curated record. Gene Ontology annotation, cellular component: plasma membrane. Gene Ontology annotation, molecular function: calcium ion binding; G protein-coupled receptor activity. The coding region runs from base 336 to 8675 and encodes 2779 amino acids. The transcript has 21 exons. Lineage: Eukaryota; Metazoa; Arthropoda; Arachnida; Ixodida; Argasidae. Gene Ontology annotation, biological process: homophilic cell-cell adhesion; cell surface receptor signaling pathway; G protein-coupled receptor signaling pathway.